This is a messenger RNA of Paramecium tetraurelia, 1231 nucleotides long. RefSeq lists its product as uncharacterized. NCBI's taxonomy places the organism in Eukaryota, Ciliophora, Oligohymenophorea, Peniculida, Parameciidae. Gene Ontology annotation, molecular function: cation binding; protein serine/threonine phosphatase activity. The record is from RefSeq and is a predicted model, not a curated record. Gene Ontology annotation, biological process: protein dephosphorylation. The transcript is spliced from 6 exons.
AUGUACCCUCAAUAGUCCUCUUUAGCAAGAUUACAGAGGGAACAUCGUUUGAUGCCUGUGGCGUUGUAUUCUCCGUAAAAAGAGAAUCUGCAGAGAUUACUGCCUCGAUAUCCUGAGAGUGUGGAUGUGGGAACCACUAGCAGUAAGUAUUAGGGGAAUGUGUCAUUGCCUGCUUUGCCUCCACUGAAAAAGUUGAAUAAGAUAGAGUAGACAGUAUAGAUUUAUAAGGGGAAAGUGAACAAAUUGCCCUCUCUGCAAUUAAGUGAUCAAUAUUUGCAAAGGAAAAAACAGAUAUCAGAAACUGAUGGGAUGAGAAAAUCGAUCACGCCAGAGAGGAGACAAGGAAAAAGGAGUUCAGUUUAAUUCGCAAUGAGAACUAAGGCAGGAUGUUAGCCUAACAAGGUGACAAAAAUAAAUCAGGAUGCAGCCAUAUUGUGUCCAAAGAAUUUAGAAAAUAUGGGAUAUAAGUUCUUUGCUGUUUGUGAUGGACAUGGAUAAUAUGGUCACAUGGUCUCCAAUUAGAUCAAAUAAUAAUUGCCCAAGCAUCUCGGAAAACUAUUGAAAGAAGUGGGCAACUUAGAGAGCAACAUCUUCAGGGCUUUCGAAAUAACAAACAACGAAUUGUGCAAUUCAGAAAUCGACACCAACUUGUCUGGAUCAACAACUGUAUCUUUGCUCAUGAUCAAAGACAUUAUUUACUCUGCAAAUGUCGGGGAUUCCAGAGCAAUCAUGUGUAGAUUCGAUGAUGGAUGGUAGGUAGUGGAAUUGAGUCGGGAUCACAAACCAGAUGACCCACAAGAAAAAAUAAGGAUCUUGGAUGCAGGAGGGAGAGUCGAAUAAUAGAAGGAUUUCCAUGGCAACGGCAUUGGACCAUUUAGAGUUUGGCUGUCUUACAUCCAGGCUCCUGGGUUGGCAAUGACCAGGUCAUUUGGAGACAAAGUUGGUGCUUAAGCUGGAGUUAUUGCUGAGCCUGAAAUCUAAAAGUUCUCUAUUAGUGCACAGGAUCAAUUCAUUGUCGUUGCGUCGGAUGGAGUGUGGGAGUAUAUGAGUAAUGAAGAGGUGAUGAGUGUUGUGAUUCCAUUUUUGGACAAAGAUAAUCCUGAACAAGCAGCUGAACGAGUUGUAAUUGAAGCCACGUAGGCAUGGAGAAGAAACAGUUUAGCAAGGGACGAUAUUACUUGUAUAGUUAUAUUCUUAUAAAAAUGAAAAAUUUAUUAAUUAUAAAAUAUCA